Molecule: messenger RNA, 1455 nt
Organism: Phycomyces blakesleeanus NRRL 1555(-)
Lineage: Eukaryota; Fungi; Mucoromycota; Mucoromycetes; Mucorales; Phycomycetaceae
Exons: 2
Coding region: 1-1455 (484 amino acids)
Source: RefSeq, a predicted model, not a curated record
AUGGAAGAUUCCAAAACACAACCUCCAUUACGAAACCACAAUGGGAUCUCUGGAUCUAUUGUCGCAGGAUUAUGUCUUAAUAAGCAUGGCUACUCCAUAGUAAAACCUCCUACCAAUCGCCACACCAUUCGAAUAGCAAAUCUCCCACCGUUCAACCUCUCGCAUAAAUCCUCAAUAGAAUCUGACAACACAAGACACAGCCCCUCCGAUAUCACUUCAAAAUUACUCUUUACUCGUAACAUGAGCACUAAAAUUCAACAACAUCAAUCCAGUCAACUAGAUUCUGACAUUAAUACAGAGCGAAUCGCUACACUAGAUUCAAAAUUCCCUAGUCACAAACUAUUGGAUGCCUGCCAGAAUGUUUCCUUUCUCUCUAUCCUUAUACAAAGCACUCUCCAUAAAUGCCUUGACUUUUGCGUGAGCGAUAAAUUACAAUCACUAAUGGCAGAUUCUUUGCAGCAUUCAAGGUCAUUUACAGACAAAUUAACCAUGGUGCUUCAUCAAAUCGAUUACCAAAUGGUCCGCCAGGCACCAAAACCGGCCUUAGAAUUUGAUCUCAUUAAAGCAGCCAGAGCCUGUAUUAAUUCUCUCCGGGAACUCUGCACACAAAUCAAAGACUGUUUGGGGCUGCUUGUCAAUAUACUAGAUCCAAAAAACGCUAGGUACCUGGUGAUGAAUCUUCACUGUGCUGCUGUAGACCUUAAAGAAGCCUGGGAGAUUAUCACAGCUCAGACUCCUCCUGUUCAUAUCCUUUCUAUCCACCCAACUCUUUCAGCACCGACCGGCCUUCGUAAAAACACAAAACAUGUUCCUUAUUUACCUCGUGCUCGAUCUGCAAGUGAACAUCAACCAGGCACACAUUAUAUAGCAUAUCUCACAACCUCUUCAACUAAAGACAGUACCCGGCUGUUCGGUCAUCUCAGACUAGCUGUUACCGGAUCACUUCAUGUUAUUGAUUUAUUGAAUAUAUCUAUUAAAGCAGUUACCGGAACCGAAAGCCUGAAUCAAAAACUUUAUGCAUUAAGUCAACAAGCCCAGCAAGCAAUUUAUAUGGCGCUGUGUUUGGCUGAGAGUUUAGAUAACGUGAUGUUGAAAGAAAGCGACAGUUACAGAAACAACAAUUAUGAUAGCAAUAGUUUAGAUGUAAUUCCUGUUGCGUUCUCUUCCAAAGAAGUACCCACGCUUGUGUCUCCCAAAGACAUGUUAGUACAAAAGGAUACCAGUCGGAAACUGUGGGAAGACACAACUGCGUAUCUCAAGUCUAUUCUAUUAGUGAUGAGCUCUAUACGAUCCAUUUCAACGGAAGAGGAUUUUUCAUGGCCAAAGCCAAUAAAACAAGGAUGUUUGCAUGUCACAAGAGUAACAGCAGAAGUAGCCAAGCUAUGGAACAGCUAUAGUGUAUUUGCAGAACAUGGUUAUUAUCUUGGAAAGGGAGAUGGAGUUAACAGAAAAUAG